AUGUUUAUUGUUGAUUUUAAAAUUAUGAAUUAUAUAAAUAGAAAUAUCGUGCGAAAUAGUAAAGGAUUAAGAAUUCUAUUAAGUACACAUUAUUCAACAAAUCAUAAUUCAUCGGAUGUCAUUCGAAAACAGUUUCUAGACUUUUUUAUUAAGGAUAAUCAGCAUGAAUUUGUUAAAAGCUCAUCAGUUAUUCCAUUCUGUGACAAAACAUUGUCUUUUACUAAUGCAGGCAUGAAUCAAUUUAAGAACAUCUUUCUUGGAUAUCAGCUACCAGUAUAUAAAAAAGUUGCAAACACCCAGAAAUGUAUAAGAGUUGGUGGAAAGCAUAAUGAUUUGUCAAUUGUAGGAAGCGAUAGCUAUCAUCAUACAUUUUUUGAAAUGCUAGGUAAUUGGUCUUUUGGAGAAUAUUUCAAAAAGGAAGCAUGUGAAAUGGCAUGGAAGCUUUUAACUGAUGUCUAUAAAAUUCGUGCUGAACGAUUAUAUGUUACAUAUUUUAAUGGAAACGAUGAAAAUAAUCUGAGUCCUGAUUUAGAAUGUCGAGAUAUAUGGCUUAAUAUUGGUGUCAAAAAAGAUCGAAUAAUCGGAUUUGAUAUGAAGGAUAACUUUUGGGAGAUGGGAAAAUGUGGUCCGUGUGGACCGUGUACAGAAAUUCAUAUUGAUCAUUUGCCAUCUUAUGAGACCAAAAAUAGAGGACAUGAUGUGAAUAUAGGCAAAAGUGACCUGACAGAAAUUUGGAAUAUCGUUUUUAUUCAAAAUCAUAGAAGAAAUGAUGGAGAAAUUGAAAAUCUUUCUGAAAAAUUCAUUGAUACAGGCAUGGGUUUGGAGAGACUUGUUGCAUUUCUUCAAGGAAAGUCCAGCAACUAUGACACUGAUCUUUUUUUGCCAAUUUUUAAGAAAAUUGAAAAAAUCACACAUUGUUCACCAUACACGGGCUCAUUUAGUGGUAAUGAUUUUAAACGCGACACAUCAUAUCGUAUUUUAGCUGAUCAUAGUCGUAUGAUUGCCAUUUGUUUAGCCGAUGGAAUGUUUCCUGAGCAAAACCAAAAGCUUCGUAGAAUUUUACGAAAGUGCAUCAACAUUUCUGUAAAACAUUUCGGCCAUCAGAACUUAUUGGUCGAAACUAUUCCUACUGUUGCCAAUAUAUUAGGAGAUACAUUUCCUGAAUUGCACCAAAAGCUCUUUAAUACUUUAGACAUUUUAAAAUAUGAAGAAGAAUAUUUCCAGUCUUUAAAAGAGAAUCUAUCAUUGUCAAAAGGAAUGAAGGAGAUUAUUAAUCACAAUCCAAAGCUUAAUGACUUAGAUUUGUUAGAUUAUCCAGGAUUUUUAAACGCUUACCAGGACUUUAAUAGAUAUAAAAAGUCGAACAAAAAGGAAAUUUCAGCCGAAAUGGCUUUAAAGUUGCAUUCAACAUAUGGCUUAGAUAUAGAUUUAAUAGAAAAAUUAGCAGAAAUAGAGCACAUGACGGUUGAUAUUGAUGGAUAUGAAGAUCAAAUGGAAAAGAUGAAAAAUAUAUUAUUCGAACGCGUCGAUGGUGAAAAGGUAAUAAAAUUAAACGAAUCAAUUUUAUCAACAAAGAAUGACUUAAAGUAUGAAUACGUUUAUGACAAUUCAAAGCAUAUGUUUUGUACGAAAUCAGUAAACACUAAGAUUUUAGCAAUGUUUGAUAGCAAUGGUUCUGAAAUUAACAGUUCAUCGGAUGCUAAUACUUCGUCUAUUCGAAUUGUGACUGAAUGCAGCCCAUUUUAUUAUGAAUCUGGUGGACAAGAAUCUGAUUCAGGAUUUUUGAUAAAAAAUGAACAUAAGUUUAGAAUUAAUUUAGUAACGUCACAAAAAGAAAUAAUUUUUCACAGCAUUAAUCACAAUCACAAUUCAAAUGAGAUUCUUAAAAUUGGAGAUGCAGUGGAAAUGAAAAUUGAUGAUUCUAAGCGAACUAAAUGCAUUCAAAAUCAUUCAGCUACCCAUAUUAUUAAUGCAGUCAUAAGGCAACUAAAGAAACUUCCAAUUUAUCAAAAAUCAAGUCUAGUUACAAGCAAUCAGUUGAAAAUUGAAUUAGCAAUGAUAGGCCCAAAAUUAAGCGAAACAGAUGUUCGAAAUAUUGAGCAGGCAGUUCAUAAAGUCAUUAAGAAUGAAAAUCUUGAGCAAAGAAUUGAAAUCGUAAAUUCUCAGCAACUACAAAAUCAAACAGAUAAGAAUAUUUUAAUGAUUCCCGGCGAAAUUUAUCCCGACGAUAAUAUAAGAAUCGUUAGUUUUGGUAAUCUUUCAGCAGAAUUAUGUUGUGGAAGUCAUGUUCAUAACACAAGUCAAAUUGAAGAUUUUACUUUUUCAAGUGUCAAGUCAACAGGAAGAACUAGUUAUUUAUUUACUGGACUAACUGCAAAUACUGCACGAAAUGCAAUUAUUAAAGGAGAUGAGAUCAUAAAUGAAUUAAAUAAACUAAAGGAAUUUGCAAGUCUAGAAAAUUUCAAUGACAUAUUAAGCAAUGUUCGACGAAUUUCAACAGAAUUAAUAAGCCUGGAAAUUUCGUAUCUCAAAAAACUCGAGUGCCAGAGACUGAUUGAAGCUAUUAAAGAUCAUAUAAAGAAUGAAAGCAGAAUUGUAGUGAGCGAAUUACUUGACAUAGAGAUGAAAUUAAUUACUCGACAACAUAAUGACUCAAAAUUUAUUAUUCACUUUCUUACAUGCUCAGAACUUAUGAAGAAUGUCUCGCUACAAAAAGCGACUAGAUUAGUCGGCAAUGAAAAGCCAGUCAUAAUAGCAUCAUAUGUUGAUGACGAGAUUAAAGCUCGUUGUUGUGUCCCACAGAAAAUGAUUCACGAAACAUUUGAUGCUGAAAAGUGGCUUAAAUGCUUUGCUGAAUAUUUUAAAUCGAAAGUUGAGCCCCCAAAAGGACAGAACAAGAUGGAAGUUUGUUUUAUGAAAGGACGAAAAGUUAAGGCAGAAUCAUUUCACAGUAUGUUACAAGAAGCCAUUAAAAGUGCUGAGCAUUUCGCUUUAGAAAAUUGUUAA
Molecule: messenger RNA, 3006 nt
Organism: Chironomus riparius
Lineage: Eukaryota; Metazoa; Arthropoda; Insecta; Diptera; Chironomidae
Source: the annotation of a GenBank genome assembly